AUGACAAAAACACUAGAAAAGAUGUUUUUGGCUAAUGUCAUUUUAUAUCUUGAGACAUUAGAAACACUUUACCAAUUUCAAAUGAUUAACUCUAAAUGUUUUGAUGCAGUUAAAAUGUUAAGAAUAAAUCCAGGAUUAAAACCUCAAAAUAUGAUUAACAAUCCCGAAGAAAUGACAUCAGUUGGUUAUUCAUUUACCAAGGAACUUCAAUUCUUUCCUCUUCUUGAAACAUUAAAACUAACUUUUUUCUCUCCAUUGAUUUUGUGUUGCAUACCAACGUCAGUUAAACGAAUUUAUCUACAAAAAGAAAUUGACGAUGAACAGGUGAGUUUUUUAUUACCAUUAAAAGAAAAAAUAGUAGAAUUAAAAUUAUUUACUUAUGACUCUCCUAUAGAUUUAGAACAAUUCCCUUUGUUAACUAAAAUUUCAUUAAGGACUUAUUGUUCUGUACCAACAACUACUAAUUACCUUGAACAAUUCUUUACCAACAAAAACCAUAGAUUUGAAUUAGUUCAUGUGAAGAUGUUAAAAUUUUUUGAAGAAUCAUUCAUUCAAACAUUAAACGAAUAUAAUAUUCGAUCACUUGUAAUUGACUUAAAUGAUUUAAAUCAAAUCAGAAAGGUACUUGAUAUUAGUACUAAAUGUAUACGAGAUAUUAAAAUUUGUUGUAGUUCUUGGAUAGAAGGACUUAACUCUAAAGUUGUAACUGUCAAUGAUAACUGGACGUACCAAAAAAAUAUUCAAUUUGAGGAAUUGUUAAAGGAGAUGUAUAUUCCAAAACUUAAUGUUAUUAACUUACAAGAAAUAAAUUUGAAAAAAUUUGAUUUUUUAAGAAGUUUAUCAUUUGAUAAAUGUGAAGUGGAUGCAUUCAACCUCCCAAAAGAAAUACAUCAUAUAACAUUAAAAGAAAGUGACAUAUUUCAUAUAGAACAAUUAACUUCUUUACAAGAACUUAUUUUAAUAAAUUGUACUUUUCUUUCUUCUUUACCAAUUCAUUGUACAAAAUUAAAAAUGGAUCAAUGUCUAUUUAACAUACCAAAAAUCCCAAUAGAUAAUGAACUAAAAGAAUUAGACUUAUUUAAAUCAAAUGCAGAUAUUUCUUACUUUACGAAUCUAACCAAUCUUUGUUUUAAUUCAAUCAAGAUAAGCAAUAAAUUACCUAAAAUGAACCAACUAAAAAGGUUAUCAUUUACACGUUGUGUUAUAAAAAUACAGAUUGAUGUUCCUUCUUCAGUAACUUAUUUUUGUAUUUCCACUAUGAGUGAUAAAAUGAUCUCUCUUUCUGAAGCUAAAAAUAUUAAAAGAAUAAAAUGUGUAGAUAUAGUAAAUGAAAUUAACUUAGAUGAAUUAUAUUAUUAUCCUGUUCAUCAAAAAGUUGGAAACCAAUUGCAAAAUAUUAUUGAAAAUGCUAAUGAAUUAAUUUGUACGCCACUAAUAAUUAAUGACUUUAUUUCAAAACCAAACAAAAUAAAAAAGCUUAUCCUUAUUUCACAGUCUUCUGUACAUACUAUUAGUUCUAUGAUCAUCGACUUACAUUCAUGGGAAAGUUUAAAUGAACUUUGGAUUGAAACGUCAGAUAACAAAUUUAUUUUACCAAUUACAUUAAAGAAAUUACUCAUUAAGUCUUGUUACAAUAUUAUCAUUAAUAAUUUAGAAGAUAUACUAUUGAAAGAAGUUUAUCUGGAAUGUAAUACAUCUAUUAUUCCUCAUCUUAAUUCCUCUGUUGAAAAACUUUAUUUUGAUACAUACAAUAAAGAAGUUAAUAUUCAACUCCUUAAACGUUUCCCACAUUUAUUUUCAAUAGAAUAA
Entamoeba nuttalli P19 is the source of this 1809-nucleotide messenger RNA. RefSeq lists its product as hypothetical. The record is from RefSeq and is a predicted model, not a curated record. Bases 1 to 1809 code for a protein of 602 amino acids. The transcript has a single exon. Lineage: Eukaryota; Evosea; Mastigamoebida; Endamoebidae.